This is a messenger RNA of Macrosiphum euphorbiae (potato aphid), 432 nucleotides long. Lineage: Eukaryota; Metazoa; Arthropoda; Insecta; Hemiptera; Aphididae. The record is from the annotation of a GenBank genome assembly.
AUGUUUAACUGUGGUAAGUGUCCUGCGGUAUUCAGCCGAAAGUAUAAUUUGGAUAGACACGAGAAAACGCAUAAUGCAGUCCGCCUCUCUUGUCCAUCUUGCAUUUUAGCAUUUUCCGACAAGUCUAACUUGGCGCGCCAUAUGAAGAUCAAACAUGGUAUUGCUCGUAUACCUACAGUACACUAUAAUGAGGAAGUUGUUCCUCCACUCCACAGUGUAUCCGUCAUUCAACCAGAACCAAUGACCGUCAGUCGAAUAAUUCCAGACGGAUACAUAGAGCUUGCUCCGCAAAUACUUGUACCAGACACUCCAGCUGGUCCAUCUAGCAGUAGUCAAGUCAUGCGGGAAUCAGCUAUUCUCCCAGUACGCGAAAACGAGCAAUGGCUUGAUGAUGAAGCGAGCGACGAAAUAUGUGUACCUAUAACCAGGUAA